GGAGCUGUGGGAUUUAAGAUCUUUUCUUCUAAGAAAGUCUGCUGCUUCUACAGCCUUCCAUCGUAGCGUGGAAUUGAUGAUUUCCCUUGAAAUACUUACCUGAAGAUACUGACCACAGGAAAGGUGUAAUUGUUCAUAAAAAAUGUUAAAAGUUCAGCAGCGCGUGACAGCAAAGAGGAUGCCCAGGAAAAGACCGUACAUUUGUGACACCUGCUAUAAACAGUUUGAAACUCCAUCAAAAUUAGCUAGGCAUUAUCUGAUACAUACUGGUCAGAAGCCAUUUGAAUGUCACGUAUGCCAUAAAACUUUCAGACAGCUAGUCCAUCUGGACAGGCACCAGUUAACCCACAAGCUGCCUUUUAAGUGCAUUGUUUGUCAUAGAAACUUCAAAAACUUAAUCACAUUUUUUAAACAUCAGCAGCUUCAUAAUGAAAAUUACCAGAACGAUAUCAAGCAAGCAGAAGAAUCUGUGGAUUCAAAGCAAGGUAAGGGCUUUUGUGGCGUAUUUCAAUGUUCCGUGUGCUGGAAUUCUUUUACGACUGAGGAGAGGUGGAUGCUCCAUCAGUGCCCAAAGGCAGAUGAUCUACGUAGCACCAGAAGGAGAAAGAAAACUCACCCUUGUGAGUCAUGUAACAAGACAUUUCCAUCAAGAUCUAAGCUACAAAGACACUUUCUUAUUCACACUGGCCAGAAACCGUUUAAAUGUUCUUCGUGUGGUAAAUCUUUCAGACAGUCAACACACUUAAAAAUCCAUCAGCUCACGCACACGAAAGAAAGGCCUUUUCAGUGUUGUUUUUGUCAGAAGGGGUUUAAAAUACAGAGCGAACUCAUCAAGCACAAACAGCUCCAUGCCAGAAAUAAGACUUUCCCCAAUAUUACAUACAAAGCAAAGAAUCCUAAUCAUUCCAGACCCCAGGUCUCACUGGAAGGAGAGAGGCGUAGUUUGGAGGAUGCUGCGUCCCGAGAGAAUGACCCGCGUUACGCUCACUCUAUUUAUGUUGUGCCCUACCAGUGCUCCACGUGUGAGCAGUGCUUUGAAACAGAACGGGUUCUAAAUUUGCACAAAUGUUUUUGUCUGAGUAAUGACAAAAGUUCAAGUAAGGGUCCAGCAGCUUGCAGCCGCAAGGUCAGCAUGAAAAAUAAAAUUAUGGUGAAGCUGAAGUGUGCGGGAGAAAGGACAUCAAAUUCCUCUCUGCCUGACAGAAAAAGAAUUAAACCGAGUCAUUUGAAAAGUCGUGACUUGAUUGCAGCGAGAGAUCAGUGUUCUGAUCAGAAUGCUUCCACUAAACCUUUCAAGGAUUGCCACAGUAAGCUUGCCAUGCACAAGGAAGCGGUCCCUGUGUCGUCACCUUGGCAAGAGCCCCUGCACCCUCCCGAGUUAGGGAGCAAUGCUGAAGGCCGGCGUGUGGGGGAAGGAAUGUUCAACAUGGAUGAUUCAGUGCGUAAGGAAGGUGACAAUUUUUAUGGUUCAUCACAUGAUGGUUUCUUUGAUAAUCCAGAAAUACUUCACUGUGCUUUUUCAACUCCUACUAAAAAUAUACGUAAGAGACACAAAGUGUGCAAAUGUGACAGAUGUGAAAAAAUCUUCCCUUCUUCAUCCAAACUUCAAAGGCAUUAUCUUACACACACGGGACAGAAGCCCUUUGGCUGUAAUGUUUGUGGGAAGACGUUUAGACAGUCAGCUCACUUAAAGCGACAUCAGCUCACCCAUACUGAAAAGAGACUCCGUAAAAGCCCCGUUUUCCAGGUGAGAUGUGAAAAUCUGAACAAACUUUUCAAUCAUCGGGGAAAUCAUGUUGAGUUUAAGUCUCCUCAGCCUGUGAGUUUUUCUCAGAGACCUUCACAGGUGUCUGGCUUCCAGGAUUUCGAGCUGGCUCAGUCAAAACAAGGAGCUGAAAUCAAAGUUGAAACGGAGCGUGGGGACUUUGUUCUUGAUAGCAGCAGUGGAAACACGCAGCCCUGUUUGCGCAGCAAAUCGCUGGAAGCAAAGCAAAGCUACUACACUUGUUGUUAUGAUUUUCCCGAAAGUACAGAAAAAAGUAAAGUUAUGAAGAAGUUAUAUUAUUGCAGUCUUUGUUCUAAAGCUUUUAAAUCACCUUCUAAGCUUGAAAGACAUUAUCUAAUGCAUGCUGGACAAAAGCCAUUUGAAUGUUCAGUUUGUGGUAAAAAUUUUAGACAGGGCUCACAUUUGAAAAGGCAUCAUCUUACUCACUUCAAAAAGAGCUAAAAAAUCAGUUCAGCUGACUGCGGCCUGUCCUUCACCGAACGCAGUAAUAUAAUGCAUAUUCACAAAUCAAAACAAAUUGAAAAUGCUCUGGAAACUUUUUGUGUUUGA
Molecule: messenger RNA, 2335 nt
Organism: Tinamus guttatus (white-throated tinamou)
Lineage: Eukaryota; Metazoa; Chordata; Aves; Tinamiformes; Tinamidae
Gene: ZNF770
Product: zinc finger protein 770
Biological process (GO): regulation of DNA-templated transcription
Molecular function (GO): RNA polymerase II cis-regulatory region sequence-specific DNA binding; DNA-binding transcription factor activity, RNA polymerase II-specific
Source: RefSeq, a predicted model, not a curated record